Molecule: messenger RNA, 4083 nt
Organism: Trifolium pratense (red clover)
Lineage: Eukaryota; Viridiplantae; Streptophyta; Magnoliopsida; Fabales; Fabaceae
Product: cellulose synthase-like protein D2
Exons: 5
Coding region: 275-3664 (1129 amino acids)
Biological process (GO): cellulose biosynthetic process; plant-type primary cell wall biogenesis
Cellular component (GO): plasma membrane; trans-Golgi network
Molecular function (GO): cellulose synthase (UDP-forming) activity; mannan synthase activity
Source: RefSeq, a predicted model, not a curated record
UGGCGAAAAAGAAAAACCCAAUUACUAGCCAUUGCCAGCUAGAAAAAGAACACGUGAAGUAUCCAACACCUGAAAACUCGCUCGUUCGCCGCGUGAAUUGUUCUGUUGAAGUAAACAAGACAAUCAUCCAUAGUACUAUCAAACACACUUCGUACUUUCCGAAUAAACCUCGUCACGCGUCAGACACGCGGUUCUUUUGCCAUUGGGACAACCUUCAAUCCAUUGCUCGGUUGUCUUUGAGUUGGUUUUGUAAUCCAAGUCAUUAAUCAUCAUCAUGAGUUCUAAACCACACUUAAAACAAGGGUUAUCUAUGGUUAAGAGGAUUCAUCAAUUGAGCAGUGAUAUGGAUCAAGAAUCUGAGAAUGGGAGAGGAAGUGUUGAUCAAGCUACUUACACGGUGCAAGUUCCUUCAACACCUGAUAACCAACCUAUUUCUCUUCAGAGGUCAACUUCUAGGAGAGUGGAGGAUCAAUACGCGUCGAGUUCUAUGUUUACAGGUGGAUUUAAUCAGGUUACGCGCGCCCAAUUGAAGGGUAGGGUGAUUGAAUCUGAAUCCAGCCAUCCGCAGAUGGCUGGGAGUAAAGGGUCGGCGUGUGGGAUGCCGGGGUGUGAUGGAAAGGUCAUGACUGAUGAAAGAGGGUUGGAAAUACUUCCUUGUGAGUGUGAUUUUAAGAUUUGUCGGGAUUGUUAUAGAGAUAGUAUGCGGAACGGUGAAGGGAUUUGUCCUGGAUGCAGGGAGGCUUAUAAGGAGCAAGAAACUGAUGAGGCUGCUGCUGUGCUUAAUCAACAGUCACUACCUUUGCCUCCAGGUGCCGACGCGUUGAAGAUGGAGAGGAGGUUGUCAAUAAUGAAAUCGGGGAAUUUGACGAGGAGUCAUACUAAUGAAUUUGAUCAUUCUUGGUUGUUUGAGACUAAAGGGAGUUAUGGAUAUGGAAAUGCUAUGUGGCCUAAAGAUCCUGAGAAUGGUGCUAGUUCUGGUUCAGGUUCUGAUUGGAUGGGUGGUGACCCUAAUGUUUUCAAGGAUAAGCCGUGGAAGCCGUUGACCCGGACAGUGAACAUUCCUGCUGCAAUUCUGACUCCUUAUCGGCUUAUAAUAUUAGUUCGGAUGGUGGUGCUCAUUUUCUUCCUUAAGUGGAGGGUAGAAAACCCCAACGAGGAUGCAAUGUGGCUGUGGGGGAUGUCAGUAGUUUGUGAAAUCUGGUUUGCAUUUUCCUGGCUUCUUGACCAGCUUCCUAAGCUCUUUCCGAUAAACCGUGUUGCUGAUCUUGACGUUUUGAAAGAGAAGUUCGAAACUCCUAGUGAACACAACCAAACAGGAAGAUCUGAUCUUCCGGGAAUUGAUAUGUUUGUGUCAACGGCAGAUCCAGAAAAAGAACCGCCGCUUGUCACUGCAAAUACUAUUCUUUCGAUUCUAGCUUGCAAUUAUCCGGUUGAAAAACUUUCAUGUUAUGUCUCUGACGAUGGUGGCUCGCUUCUUACUUUCGAGGCCAUGGCAGAGGCAGCAAGUUUUGCCGAAUUGUGGGUUCCAUUUUGUCGGAAGCACGAUAUUGAACCGAGGAACCCGGAAUCUUAUUUUAGUCUGAAGAGAGAUCCCUACAAGAACAAAGUACGUUCUGACUUUGUAAGGGACCGUAGGAAGGUGAAGCGCGAGUACGAGGAAUUCAAGGUUCGGAUUAACGGCCUUCCUGAUUCAAUCCAGAGGCGCGCAGAUGCUUAUAAUACUAGAGAGGAGAUCAAAGCUAUGAAGCAGUGGAGAGAGGCUGGAAGUGGAAACGAUGUUGAACUGAUGGAGAGUUUGAAAAUUUCUAAAGCUACAUGGAUGGCUGAUGGUACUCACUGGCCUGGGACUUGGACAACUCCUGCACCGGAGCAUUCUCGGGGUGAUCAUUCCAGUAUCAUACAGGUAAUGUUGAAACCUCCAAGUGAUGAGCCACUGACCGGCGCAGAAUCAGAGUCAAAUGCAAUGGAUUUGACUGAAGUUGAUAUUCGCCUUCCUAUGCUUGUCUAUGUUUCUCGUGAAAAACGACCUGGCUAUGAUCACAACAAGAAAGCCGGGGCCAUGAAUGCCUUGGUUCGAGCUUCAGCUAUUAUGUCCAAUGGAGCUUUCAUACUUAAUCUUGACUGUGACCAUUACAUAUACAACUCCGAGGCAGUGAGGGAAGGCAUGUGCUACAUGAUGGACCGCGAUGGGGACAAAAUCUGCUAUGUUCAAUUUCCUCAAAGGUUUGAAGGAAUAGACCCUUCUGAUCGCUAUGCUAAUCAUAACACUGUCUUCUUUGACGUCAAUAUGCGAGCUCUCGAUGGUAUUCAGGGUCCUUUUUAUGUCGGUACCGGAUGUCUAUUCCGAAGAACUGCACUUUAUGGCUUUGAUCCACCUCGGCUGCAAGAAGUGGUCACCGGUUGGUUUGGUAGUAAGAAAAAGAAAUCCUCAACAGUUGCCUCAGUCCCUGAAGAAAUUUCUCUAGAGAAACAAUACUUGAAUGGUAGCAUCGAUGAUGAAGAAAUGAGUACUGCUCUUAUUCCUAAGAAAUUUGGAGAUUCGAGUCGUUUUGUUGAUUCAAUCAGAAAGGCAGAGUUCCAAGGUAGACCACUUGCAGAUCACCCGUCUAUAAAAAAUGGACGUGAUCCCGGUGGUCUAACAAGUCCUCGAGAUCUCCUCAAAGCUUCUAUUGUUGCUGAUGCCAUCAACGCCAUCUCUUGUUGGUAUGAAGACAAGACUGAAUGGGGAGAUAGGGUCGGAUGGAUUUACGGUUCUGUAACCGAGGAUGUUGUGACUGGUUAUAGAAUGCACAAUAGAGGAUGGAAGUCUAUAUAUUGUGUGACAAAGAGGGAUGCCUUCCGGGGUACUGCUCCAAUCAAUCUUACCGACCGGCUUCACCAAGUUCUUCGAUGGGCAACUGGCUCAGUCGAAAUAUUCUUUUCGCGCAACAACGCUCUUGUGGCCAAUUCUAGAUUGAAAUUCUUGCAAAGGAUUGGUUACCUUAAUGUUGGAAUCUAUCCAUUCACUUCAUUCUUCCUUAUUGUUUACUGCUUCCUCCCAGCUCUUUCGCUUUUCACCGGUCAGUUCAUCGUCCAAUCCCUCAAAGUCACUUUCUUAGUCUACCUCUUGGGAAUCACAGUCACACUUAUUCUUCUGGCUAUUCUCGAGAUCAAAUGGUCCGGUAUCGAACUCGAAGAUUGGUGGAGGAACGAACAAUUUUGGCUAAUCGGAGGCACAAGUGCACAUUUUGCCGCCGUUCUUCAAGGUCUACUUAAGGUAUUAGCCGGCAUUGAGAUUUCUUUCACAUUAACAUCAAAAUCAUCUGGCGAUGAAGAAAACGACGAAUACGCCGAUCUAUACAUAAUCAAAUGGAGCUCGUUGAUGAUUCCACCACUCACAAUCAUGAUGGUUAAUGUAAUCGCAAUUGCGGUUGCGGUUAGUAGGACUAUAUACAGCGAUGAUCGUCAAUGGAGUAGUUUACUCGGAGGCGUAUUCUUUAGCUUUUGGGUCUUGGCUCAUUUAUAUCCAUUUGCAAAAGGACUUAUGGGAAGAAGAGGUAGAACACCAACUAUAGUGUUUGUUUGGUCAGCUUUAAUAUCAAUCACUAUAUCACUUCUAUGGGUUGCUAUUAAUCCUCCUUCUGGUAAUAAUAAUCAAAUUGGAGGCUCAUUCCAAUUCCCUUGAUUUUCUAGUGAUUACUUUUGAAGUAGCACUUGUAAGUAACUAUUAAAGGGUUUUUUUUCGGUUGUUAACAUUUUUUUUUAGUUAUCUUAUCAUUCAUUGUUUGCUAAGAAACUAUUGCUUACAUUACUAUUUAUCACAGAAAGAAAUAUAUCAUACAUUCUUUUUAUUCUCAUUCAGUGCUUCUCUAUGGUUGUGACAUUUUCUUAGGGGAGUUUUAUCAAGUGGAGAAAAUUUUGGUGUUAGAUUUACAUUACAUUGCGACAUUGCGUUGCCUAGGUAGGGGUACGUCGUACGUUAAUAUAUGAAACAUUAGAAAAAAUAUUUUUAAGUGAAUUACUCUCGUCAUCCUUACGUCGUAUGUUUAUUCACCCAACAUCAUUAUUUUUGAAGUUCCUAGAUAAAUGAAUGGAAGGGUGCAA